This is a messenger RNA of Cydia amplana, 645 nucleotides long. Its product is annotated as serine/threonine-protein phosphatase 6 regulatory ankyrin repeat subunit C-like. Gene Ontology annotation, molecular function: protein binding. The record is from RefSeq and is a predicted model, not a curated record. The coding region runs from base 1 to 645 and encodes 214 amino acids. Lineage: Eukaryota; Metazoa; Arthropoda; Insecta; Lepidoptera; Tortricidae. The transcript has 4 exons.
AUGGAGAGUAUCAAAAAGUGGCUGCAGGAUCGAAGCACCAGGAAAGACGGUAUCUACGUGCAUCACAGCCCGCCGAAACUGUUAGGUUCGGUGACAGCAGCCCAACUCCGUCAGCUGGCCCGCGGCGGGGCCGACAGCGGGCUGGAGCGCGCCGUGCUCGCGGGGCAGGGCCGGCGGCUCCUAUUGGAGGCCGAGACGCUGCCCCUGCCCACUCAUAUAGAGGCCUUAGUCAACAAGUGUGAGGCGCUGCAUGAGGCUGUGGAGAAGGGCUCGCUGCUGGAACUACAGGUACAGCUGGAGCUACUGGACGGCGAGUAUAACCGCAAGAAAACCGUGACAUGUCGCGACGAGGCUGGUGCUGGGCUGCUUCAUAAAGCUGUGUACUAUGACUACACGGACAUCGUGGAGUGGCUGGUCAACAACUACCCGCAGCUCGUCCAUCAGAGAGAUUCUUUCGGCCGCACGCCGCUCCACUACGCAGUGGGACGCCGCGCUAGCGCCGCCGCAGCGCUGCUGGAGCGCGCAGGCGCAGCGCGCGGCGCGCGUGACGCGGCGGGCCGCACACCGGCGUUCUACCGCGCGCAGCGCACUUCGCUAGAGCUACCCGAGAAGAUAGUCAUACCCAUGCCGGACAAACCAGGUUAG